CCCUCCCUCAUACUCUCUCUUUUACUCUCUCCUUCCCUUUCGCUCACAAGGAUCUCUCAGUGAGCAUGAGAAGACACUGAGAGGACAUUCACACCGGACUCCUGGACACUGAUGACCUGCAGAGGACGACUCUGCAACUGACAUUUCUGCACAUUUCGACACACAUACAGCUCUACUCAGCACCAUGACCAGGAAGGUGUUCACCAACACGAGGGAGCGCUGGCGCCAGCACAACGUCAACACUGCCUUCGCCGAGCUCCGCAAGCUCAUCCCCACCCACCCUCCAGAGAAGAAGCUGAGCAAGAAUGAGAUCCUGCGUCUGGCCAUGCGCUACAUCAACUUCCUGGUGCAGCUGCUGGAGAGCCAGAGCGGUCAGCCGGCCAGCCACUCCCCCACCGCACUGCUCACCUUUCUCAGAGGGAAUAUGGAGCAGCUGCACUCCCCUCCGCACCCCUGGGCUAUGACCAGCGACACAGAAGUCCCGUCACCUGGAUCCAGCUGCGACAGCUCCGAGGCCUGGUAG
Messenger RNA from Epinephelus fuscoguttatus (brown-marbled grouper), 523 nucleotides. It is a transcript of the gene tal2, whose product is annotated as T-cell acute lymphocytic leukemia 2. Gene Ontology annotation, biological process: regulation of transcription by RNA polymerase II. The transcript has 2 exons. The record is from RefSeq and is a predicted model, not a curated record. NCBI's taxonomy places the organism in Eukaryota, Metazoa, Chordata, Actinopteri, Perciformes, Serranidae. Bases 185 to 523 code for a protein of 112 amino acids. Gene Ontology annotation, molecular function: protein dimerization activity; DNA-binding transcription factor activity, RNA polymerase II-specific; RNA polymerase II cis-regulatory region sequence-specific DNA binding.